Molecule: messenger RNA, 2010 nt
Organism: Dromiciops gliroides (monito del monte)
Lineage: Eukaryota; Metazoa; Chordata; Mammalia; Microbiotheria; Microbiotheriidae
Gene: RUSF1
Product: RUS family member 1
Exons: 14
Coding region: 136-1494 (452 amino acids)
Source: RefSeq, a predicted model, not a curated record
GCCGGAACCACGCCGGCGGGCUGGGCGGAUGUAUGGGGUUAAAGGUCAUCAGUGCCCACAGCUUCAAAGGCACCAGCUUGAUUUUGUUUCUCCUGCUCUCGGCGGGAGCUUAGACUGCAGCGUCUGCGGACGGAGAUGUCGGGCAGCAAGGGGCCCGUGUCCCUGCAGUGCUGGGAGCGCUUCGGCUCCAGGAGCCCCCGCAGCUGCACCGUAGCCCCCGACGGGAGACUGAGUUGGGAGGCUGGGGGCGGGCCCGGGCAAGGCCUGAGAGCCGCUCUCACGGCUGUGUUCCUGCCUCAUGGCUUCCCUGACAGUGUCAGCCCAGACUACCUGGCUUACCAGCUGUGGGACACAGUACAGGCUUUUGCCUCCAGCCUCACAGGCUCCUUGGCGACCCAAGCUGUCCUUCAGGGGGUUGGGGUGGGGGAUGCAGCUGCUUCUGUCUCAGCUGCCACCGUCACUUGGCUCUUAAAAGAUGGAACUGGCAUGCUGGGGCGAAUUGGUUUUGCCUGGUUGAUGGGGAGCAGACUGGAUUGUGAGGCCAAGAAAUGGAGGCUCUUCGCUGAUGUUCUCAAUGAUGCAGCCAUGUUCCUAGAGAUUGUGGCCCCAGCAUUCCCAUCCUGCUUUACCCUCAUUGUUUGUGUCAGCAGCUUGGCCAAGUGCAUUGUGGGAGUAGCAGGGGGAGCCACACGGGCAGCACUGACCAUGCACCAGGCCAGGAGAGACAACAUGGCUGAUGUUUCAGCCAAAGAUGGAAGCCAGGAGACUCUAGUGAACUUGGCAGGGCUGCUGGUCAGUCUUUUACUUCUUCCUCUGGUAUCUCAACGGCCAAGUCUCAGUCUUGCUGCCUUCUUCCUUUUCACCGUCCUCCAUCUCUAUGCCAACUUCCGAGCAGUUCGAGCUGUCAUCAUGGAAACGUUCAAUGAAGCUCGACUUUACCUUGUCCUAAAGCAUUUCAUUCAAUGGGGAAAGGUCCUAACGCCCCCGUUGGCCAAUCGUAUGGAACCACUAUGGACAGGUUGCCACCCUGCCCUGACUCUGUCCCUGGGUGUACCCCUGCACAGCCUGGUCUCAAGUGCCUUUGAACUGGAGCAGGUGAGUGAGGGACACCAACAACCCUACCUCCUUCGCUGGGACCAGUGCCAAGGUGAGAGGGGUAGAAAGCACGAUAGGCUAGGCCAGAUACAGGUGACUUUGGGCCAGGAAGUAAGUGCUGGGGUCAUUCUGAGGGCAGCAACACAUGGACUUUUGCUGGCAGCACUGUUGGAGGAUGUACCCCUUACAGAAGAGCUGGAGACCCUGAGGGGCCAAAUCAGGGCAGCCCCCGAAGGAGACAAUUGGACCAUUGUCAAGGAAACAUACCAGAUCCUAGAUAGGCUCUACCCCAAGUUCUUGAAAGAGCUACAGGCUGUAGGCUGGGAGACAGAGCACCAUCUAUUGGAGGUGGACGAGUGGCGAGCUGCGUGGCCCCUCUUGGAGAAGAAGACUUUGUGAGUGGUUCUGCCAUCACCUGGACCUAGACAAGGCCAGAUGGGGACCAGGAAUGCUCUGCAGUGAAUCAAAGGACGAAGAAUUCCAGAGAAGGUGAACUGCUCUCAGUGGGAGAACCUCCCUUGUCAGCACCUUCUCCAUUUUCUUUAUUUGGUGAACCUUCUCUAUGCUAUCGUUUUUUAAAUGACAUUGGAGGGGCAGCUAGGUGGCACAGUGGAUAAAGCACCAGCCUUGGAUUCAGGAGGACCUGAGUUCAAAUCCAGCCUCAGACACUUGACACUUACUAGCUGUGUGACCCUGGGCAAGUCACUUAACCCUCAUUGCCCUGCCCCCCCCCCCCAAAAAAAAUGGUAUUGGACUCUUUCAGAUCUGUGAUAAGUUUUAUUUUUAGUCAAUCACAAGCAGCCACAUUUUAAACUGACACAAUAAUGUAAAUGGUGUGUGUAUUUGUUAAGUACAAUAAUGGUAUGUAGUUGAUGAGUGAUGCAGCUGAUACAGAUAAAAAUGAUCCAGUCUUCA